AUGUCAGAAGCAGCAACAGAUAUGACUGCUAACAGCGGACCUGCGAUGGCCAAUGGGGCUGCACACACCCCGUCACAGUCGAGACCAAUAUCCACCACGAAAUCAGACAUCCCUACCGCGAAUAUACCGAAUAAUGUACAGCAGGAAACAGAACGGCCCAACCUUACUCCUACGAAAGUAUGGCAGACCGAAAGACCUCAAGCAGCGAGGAAAUCCUCUCUACUGGCGCCAGCUUACAGGAGAGGUGAAACGAAUACAUCAAUGUUGAAUGAAGCAAUUUGGAGUAAAGCACCCGUUUCUAAGGACGAUGAUUCUACAAGUAGUAGCAGCAGUGAGGACGAGGAAGAUAUCCCAGCAGAAAAGAAGAAAAGGACACAAAUGCCAGGGAGGAAAAAUACAGAUACUGGUGGCAGGAAACAAUACAAUAAAUUUCAAGUUGGAAAUGAAGAUUUCAACACCAAAGGGAGGGUCUCGAAGAGAGAUGGGAGAUUAAAUAUCAGUGUCAAUGAGACCAGUAAUAGAGGAUACCUUGCUAAAGCAUUAGGCGCCACCUUCUUCAAUAAAAUCGGGAAUGAUAAUAUGACCGGCGAGUCACCAGAGGCGAAUCUUGUAAGGCGUCAAAGAGGUAAACUCGAGAGAAUUUCAUCGGAGGACACAAUCACUUCAGAUUUGCCCAGACCUAAGCUGAAUAUUGUUGUGAUGGUUAUUGGAAGUCGUGGCGAUAUACAACCAUUUUUGAAAUUGGGAAAAUGUUUGAAGGAGUAUGGUCAUAGGGUGAGAAUAGCAACACAUCCCGCGUUUCGAGAUUUUGUUCAGAAAGAUUCUGGUUUGGAGUUUUUCUCUGUUGGUGGAGAUCCUGCGGAACUUAUGGCGUUUAUGGUUAAGAAUCCAGGAAUGAUACCGACGAUGGAUACUCUUAAGAAAGGAGAAGUGGGGAGACGAAGGGAACAGAUGGCAGAGAUGUUUGAAGGCUUCUGGAGAGCUUGCAUCAAUGCUACGGACGAAGAGAAAGACGUUAAAAAUCUUAAGAUGAUGGGAGUUAGAGCACCAUUUGUCGCAGACGCUAUUAUUGCGAACCCUCCAAGUUUUGCACACGUUCAUUGCGCCGAACGACUUGGUGUACCUCUUCAUCUCAUGUUCACAUUCCCAUAUACUCCAACGCAAGCAUUUCCACAUCCUUUGGCCAAUAUCAAGAAAACAAAUGUGGAUCCAGGAUAUACGAACUUUAUGUCAUACCCGUUGGUGGAAAUGAUGACUUGGCAAGGACUUGGCGAUCUAGUCAACAAUUUCAGAGUAAAGACUUUAGGUCUGGAACCGGUAUCAACAUUAUGGGCCCCAGGCCAACUUUAUCGGCUCAAAGUUCCAUAUACGUACCUCUGGUCACCUGGACUUGUUCCUAAACCGAAAGAUUGGGGACCAGAAAUUGAUAUCGCUGGUUUCGUUUUUCUUGAUCUCGCAAAUACAUUCACACCAUCGGAUGAUCUUACCAAAUUUCUUGAAGAUGGAGAGCCACCAGUCUAUAUUGGUUUUGGUUCUAUCGUUGUCGAUGAUCCUGAUAAAUUUACGGAAAUGAUUUUUGAGGCCGUAAAGAAAGCUGGAGUAAGGGCGUUGGUAUCAAAAGGAUGGGGUGGCCUUGGUGCUGAAGGUAUCAAGCAGUGUUUGACGGAUGAAGCAAGAGAAGCGGUAGAGAAAAUUGCCAAGGGUAUUGAAGCUGAAGGUGAUGGUGCAGAAAAUGCAGUCAAGUCAUUUCAUCGAAGUCUUACUCUUCGAGGCGAACAUUCUAUGCGUUGUUCUAUUCUCGAAGAUCGAGUGGCGGUUUGGACCAUGAAAGGUACUAAUUUACGAUUAAGCGCAUUGGCUGCUGAACUUUUGGUCGAGAGGAAGCAAAUUACCUGGAAACAGUUAAGACUCAUCAGACAUCAUGAGUGGAAUGAUUUCGAAGGACCAGGUGAGCCUAUUAGUGGUGUCACAACAGCUGUUACAGGUACGGUCACGGGGAUUGCCACCGGCGUGGGUGGUAUACCAUUCAAGGUCAGAAAGACGAUAAAAAGGAGAAGUAUGCAUGAAGAAAGGAAGAAGAGGAAAUCGGAAGAAAUACGGAAAAGUGGAAGUGGAAGUACUCUUAACGAGAAGAAAGCAAGUUCUCGAAAGAGUGGCGAUAGUACUACACUAAACAAUCAGGCGAUACAAGAGGAAAAUCAUCAAAAAAAGAACGGUGAUCCAAACAAAAAUACCGAAAAUACAAAUUCAUCGCCACAAGCACAAAAUACGAGUCCCCAGGCAGCCUUAGAUUCAUCAACCAAUGCUGGCAUGGCGAAUCAUACCACAAGUGGUGAACCAACUCGCCAAUGUAGCCAAGCUAAUCGUGAAGAACAAAAUUUACAAGCCGCUGAUAACAUUGAGGAUCAAUCUAUGCUCUCACGUGGAUCCACUACAAACGAAGCCGAAGCAGUAGCUAAAGAAAUUGGUUAUGGUUUUGGGAGAACAGCGGAAGCAGUAGCUCGCGCACCUAUGGAUCUAGCACUCGCCCUCGCUCAAGGGUUUCACAAUGCUCCUCGCCUAUAUGGUGACACUACAGUGCGUCGUCCAACUCGAAUUACAGGUAUGAAGAGCGGAUUGAAGGCAGCUGGAGAAGAAUUUAUCUUUGGCAUUUACGAUGGUGUAACAGGUUUAGUAGUGCAACCUUAUACUGGAGCUCGGGAUCACGGCGCAUUAGGAUUUGUAAAAGGAGUAGGAAUGGGUCUUACCGGGUUCGUAUUGAAGGAUAUCAGUGCCAUCAUAGGACCAUUCGGCUACACAUUAAAAGGCGUGCACAAAGAACUAGUCAAAAGCAAACAGCCCACCGCUUUCAUCCGACGAGCCCGAAUCCUCCAAGGCCAACGCGAUGUAAAUCAACUGGCAUCCGACCCUAAAGAAAGAGAAGAAAUAGAAGAAAGAAUCACACAUGGCUGGGCCAUCGUCCUCCAAGUCUGGAAAAUAAUGGAUGAUAAAAAAAGGGGUGCUGGAUUGGGGUUUAAGGCUCGCAUAAAAGUAAUGCGUGAGCGUAAAACAUGGCGCACAAAUGCCGCAUUUGAAGGGGUAGGCGCCGCAGAGCGAGAAAUGCUCGCGAGGAAAAAUGGGGAUGGAAAUGGAAGCGUAGAAGAUGGUAAAGAACAGGUGUCUGGGAGACGGGAAGGGGAACUGAGGAAAGGAGAGUUGGAAGAUGAGAGGAUAUUGAUGGAUAAGGAGAUUCCUAGGGCGCCGGAGGGGAAGGAGGGUGAUGAGGAGGUUCAUUUUUUGAAUGGACGUGAGGGCGGAGAAGUUGUAGUUAGUUGA
This is a messenger RNA of Sclerotinia sclerotiorum 1980 UF-70, 3315 nucleotides long. RefSeq lists its product as hypothetical. NCBI's taxonomy places the organism in Eukaryota, Fungi, Ascomycota, Leotiomycetes, Helotiales, Sclerotiniaceae. The transcript has 2 exons. Gene Ontology annotation, biological process: carbohydrate metabolic process. Gene Ontology annotation, molecular function: UDP-glycosyltransferase activity; hexosyltransferase activity. The record is from RefSeq and is a predicted model, not a curated record. The coding region runs from base 1 to 3315 and encodes 1104 amino acids.